Molecule: messenger RNA, 1483 nt
Organism: Anopheles coustani
Lineage: Eukaryota; Metazoa; Arthropoda; Insecta; Diptera; Culicidae
Gene: Sqor
Product: sulfide:quinone oxidoreductase, mitochondrial
Exons: 6
Coding region: 15-1337 (440 amino acids)
Cellular component (GO): mitochondrion
Molecular function (GO): FAD binding; sulfide:quinone oxidoreductase activity
Source: RefSeq, a predicted model, not a curated record
AUACCGUGAACAAAAUGUUGCUCAGUUCGUGCAGAGUUCAAUCUUCACAGAUUGCAUUUCUCGCACGAAACCUAUCAACAAGUGGCAUUCUGCAGGAGCAUCAUAAAUGCAAACUGUUGGUGGUCGGCGGUGGAGCCGGCGGAUGUUCCGUGGCGGCGAAAGCAUCCAACAAAUUGGGAGCCGGAAAAGUGAUCGUACUGGAACCGGCCGAUAAACACUACUACCAGCCCAUGUUCACACUGAUCGGCGGUGGCAUUAAGAAGCUCGAGGACAGUUUCCGGCCGAUGAAAGAGGUCCUGCCAGCGCUAGCGACCUGGUUGCAGGAUUCGGCAGCAAAAUUCGACCCCGAAACGAAUACCGUCCUCACGAAGGGUGGCAAUAAGAUCGAGUACGAGUAUCUGCUGGUCGCUGUCGGUUUGCAGCUGAACUACGACCAAAUCCCCGGCCUGGUUGAGGCGCUUUCGAUUCCAAACGGAAAGGUGUGCUCGAACUAUUCGCCGAAAUACGUGGACCGCACUUUUGUAGCACUGAAAAACUUCCGCUCCGGCAAUGCCCUGUUUACAUUCCCCAACAGCCCAGUGAAGUGUCCCGGUGCGCCCCAGAAGGUGCUGUACAUUGCGGAGCACUAUUUGCGGAAGUCCAAGAAGCGUAAAAAUGCGAACUUGUUCUACAACACCUCGCUCCCGGUUCUGUUUGGCGUGAAACAUUAUGCCGAUGCGCUCUGGAAAAUAGUGAAGAAGCGGAAUAUCAACGUGAACCUUCGGACGAACCUGGUGGAAGUGAAACCGUCAACCGACGAAGCGGUGUUCGAAAACUUGGACAAUCCGACCGAAAGAUUCACCGUCAAUUACGAGUUUCUGCACGUCACACCACCGAUGGGUGCCCCCGACGUGUUGAAGGCUUGCAAAAGCCUGGUUAAUGAAGUUGGCUUCGUAGACGUGAACAAGGAUACACUGCAGCACCAGAGAUAUGGCAACGUGUUUGCCAUCGGUGACUGUUCGUCCUCUCCGAAUUCUAAAACGGCCGCCUCGGUCGCGGCCCAAUCGCAAGUGGUGUACAAAAACUUAAUGGCUGUGAUGGAUGGCAAAUCACCGAACCGGGUAUUCGAUGGAUAUGCGUCCUGUCCCCUGGUCACGGGAUACAACACGUGCGUGCUGGCAGAGUUUGACUACUCGCUGACACCCUUGGAGACGUUCCCGGUCGAUCAAAGUAAGGAACGAUUCUCGAUGUACUUGAUGAAGAAGGACUUUAUGCCGGCACUCUAUUGGCACCUGCUGCUGAACGGCCUAUGGAAUGGCCCUGGCCUUAUGAGGAAGCUGAUGCAUAUGCGUUUGUAGGGAAUUUAGGACCUGCUUUCUUCCCGGAUUCGAACUGUGGUGGUAAUGUAUACCGAUUGUUAUGUUUUAUCGUAUAAAGUCCAUUUAUUUUUCGCUGGAGUAAUAAUAUUAAAAUAAAUUCUCUAAGCCUUAAAACAAAUGAGCUU